Molecule: messenger RNA, 5736 nt
Organism: Sinocyclocheilus anshuiensis
Lineage: Eukaryota; Metazoa; Chordata; Actinopteri; Cypriniformes; Cyprinidae
Product: zinc finger protein 638-like
Exons: 18
Coding region: 111-5591 (1826 amino acids)
Cellular component (GO): nucleus
Molecular function (GO): zinc ion binding; RNA binding
Source: RefSeq, a predicted model, not a curated record
UCCCGUGGGUUGGUUUAUUUGUGGAUUUUAAGGUCUCUUUGGGUCCCAGAGCAGGUGUGAGUGCUACAGGAGCACAUUUGCCCUCCAUUCAGCUUUUCUGGUGCGGAAGUAUGAUAAAGAACAAUAAGAAACUAAAUUCCCAAGAUGGCUCAACAAAUGCUAUCACAAGUAACAAUGUCAACAAACAGGCCAAUAGCCUGGCUCUCUUCUGCCAACCAAAUGCCCCAAAUAGCUUUUCAUUGUUCUUGGAAAGUUGUGUGCCCCCUGUUGCAUUGAGGCAUUUUGGGAGUCUGCCGCUUUUAGGCCCUGUCUCCCUCCAGCCGGCACAGAUAAAGACUCAGUUGGCACUGCACCAGCUGAAUGCAAUUGCUGGCACAAGCGUCAAUCCGCCUGCAAUUGCUUCACCUGCUUUGACCUUGCUCAACUUGCUUAAGGUCACCAUGUCACAUCCAUUAUAUAAUCCCCGUGGAAGGCCGUUCCACAGUGGUCAGAGACCCGUUAUGCCUGGCCAAUAUGGUCUUGGGUCACAGCCUCGAAUGGAGCUGGGGGCAGCCCGUCUUGGCCCAGGUUCCAUAUCCAGUUCUCGCGGAGGAUUGAUGGUCAACCAGCCCUUCUCACUGGGACAACGCCAGUCGCAGAUUUCCCCAGAUCUCGAAGCCGCCAUAGAUCGGAACCUUCGGGGAGCCCGUGAGGAAGUUCGCCUUCUCACUCAAAUGCUCCAGCAACCCAAAAAAGCAGAUCCCCGUAUGAGAGAGGAUGCAAGGGAUGAAGCGAUUUCCUCCGGGAGCGGCUUUUCAGGGACUUCGCGAUCUGAUGAGGUGGACUGGUCCAUAUACCAAUCCCCAGGCAAGCUCUUUACAUCUUCAGGUUUGGAUCGUCCUUCCAGUUCUUCACAGCUAUUCCAGUCAACAGGAUUUGGUGGAGGAUCAAGUGGUUUGGACAGCCAGCGACCACCAGGACAGCGGCCUUCACGCUACACCUCCGAAAGUGCCAGCAGUAUCCUUGCAAGUUUUGGACUUUCCAAUGAGGACCUAGAACUUCUAAGCCACUAUCCAGAUGAUAAGCUGACCCCUGACAACCUACCGUUUAUUUUACGAGACAUCCGAAUGCGUAAAGCGAAGAGGGACGUUGAUGCGAGAUCUGAAUACAGCAAAGUUAUUGACUAUGGACAUUCUAGUAAAUUUGGCUAUCCUGAGGAGAGCCCGGAUGGCUAUGCAAGUGAACACCUGCCUAAAGAGUCACCAAAGUAUGUGAGGAAGGUCUCUGGACCACCCUUCAGUGGCAUGGACAUCACAAAGCAUCCUCAGCCGUGUCAACCAGCUCCAGGCCCUGUACAAGUUCCAAAGCUUCAGAAACCUCCACUAGUAGAUCCGAGACCCACUAAGAAGAUUCCAGCGAGACCAUCUGCUUCCCAGCCUAUUCUGCCACCUUCCAGUCGACCUCCUUCGCAGAUUCCACCUCAACUUGGUGUUCUUCCUUUGAUGACCAUUAAUACUAUCACCGGAGGUCCGAAUGCUAACUGGAUCCCGUUCCUUUCACCUCCAAUCAGCCUGCCCGCCACGAAGAGGCUUCCAACUCCGACCAUGAUGAACGAUUACUCUGCAGCUACUCCAAGAAUCUUUCCUCAUACAUGCUCUCUAUGUAACAUUGAAUGUAUCCAGAUUAAGGACUGGCUUGAACAUCAGAACACAAAUCUUCACAUUGAGAGUUGUAGACGUCUUAGGCAACUAUAUCCUGACUGGAAUGUUGAGGCUGUCUCUGUUACAAGACCUGAGCCCAAAUCAGACCACAGCAGCUCAAAGCGGCACACCCGAUCGCACUCGUACUCCAGAUCCCCUAGCCCGAAGCGGCACCAUGACUCCUCAAGCCGUCGUAAACGAUCGCGUUCACGCUCCCACUCCCCCUCCCGAAGCCCUAGAAGGUACCGGCGUUCCAGAAGUCACAGCCGAUCCCCCCAUAGGAAAUCUCGAGUCAGUCCUUACAGACGGAGGUCCCGUAGUCCACCAUCUCAACGGUCAAGGUCUCCAGUUUACAGUAGGCGCUCUCCUGUACGCCGUUCAAGCCCCCGUCGGAGCAGCCCCUCCCGUCAGCAGAGAUCUAGCAGUAGUGAACGACUGGCCAUGAAACUCAUGUCUUCAACUGAGCUUUCCUCUAUCACAGACAGUAAUACUUUGAAGGCUGUGGUGAAAUCCUUGGCACCAGCCCUGCUUGCUGAGCUAGCAAAGAAGAAAAGUAGUUCCACUACUUCCUCGUCAAAGGGAUGCAGCAGCAGUAGUUGGAAACGGUCUUCCCCUCCUAAGAGAGCUGAGUACUCCAAGUCAAGCAGAACCUCCACCUCAAAGUCCUCCAGCACUCCAAAGCUAAGAGCCAAGGAUGCCCCUGGCACAUCUUGUUUGUUGAGGCUCAUGCGAAUUCCUUUUGGGACUACAAGCAAAGAACUGACUGAUGCCAUUGAACCUUUUGGCAAGAUUUAUACUGCCAUCCUCCUCAAGGCGAUUAAUGAGGCCUCAGUGUGUAUGGAGAGAGAGGAGGAUGCCAAAGCUUUGCUCAACUGUAAGAACCUGACAAUUCGUGGACAGGUUAUUAAUGUCUGCAUGGAGAAGGAUGCAAGAAAUGAUGAUGGGAGAAAAUCUGUUAAGACCGAAAAACCUGUUAAGAAAAAAGAGGUGACUACAACAAAACCAACCCAAUCAGCAAAAGUAAAGAGUGCAAACCCAGUGAAGGCACCUCAGUCAGCUAAAGCUAAAGAGGCAACAGGUUCCAAGACAUCUCAAUUAACCAAGGGAAAAUCCAGUGUCCCCAAAAAGACUGUACAGACAGCUAAAGCUAAACUCCCUGCUAAGGGUUCAGAGACAGCAGUUGUUGCCAAGAAGUUAGUAAAGAAGGAAAUACCCUGGAGAAAAAAUAUAGUUGAGAUUACGAAUCUUCCAGAGGAAGGGGUUACUGAGGAUGAUCUCACCAACCUUGCUAAACCAUAUGGCUUCGUUGCAACUCCUGUCAUAGCAUUCACUCAACAAAAGGGGAACUUAGCAAACCCUCCUGGUACAACAGCAGCGACAAUAAAAAAACGUAAUACCGUCAAAGCCCAGAAGCCAGUGGCUGCAGCAACAGCUUCUGCUGCAUCUACUGCAGAUGUCACAAAGGACAAAGCUCCAAAAACAGCUGCUAUUAUUGUGGCUAAAGCAGAGGAAAGUAUUGUUUCAAGCAAAAGUUUGAAAGAAAGUGUUGGUGAAGAAAAGGUGAAUGCUGAUACAGCUGCAACUAAAAUUUCUGCAGUUCCCAAAGACCUUACUGUUGAUGCGUCUGCUAAUGCGGAAACAGCUACUCCUGAGAAUAAAGCAAAGAAGGAUAACCAAGUUGUUAAUGAAACUGUCAUGAAAACCCUUGAGGCUGAAACUCUGAAAAAAGAGCAUGAAGCUGGAUCCUCAGUUCCCACGACAGAAUCUGAGAGUGAGAACAAGGAGCUUGAAGUUGAAUCCUCUGUUCACGCUUCGGAAUCUGCCGUUUCAGCUGAGUCUGGGAAAGCAGAGCUUAAAUUUGAAUCAUCUGUCUCUGCUUCAGAAUCUGCCGUUUCAGUUGAAUCUCCAAACACAGAGCAUGAAUUGGGAUCCUCUGUUCCCGCUACAGAAUCUGGAAAAACAGAGCUUGAAGUUGCAUCCGCUGUUUCCGCUUCAGAAUCUGAAGUUUCAGUUGAGUCUGGGAAAACAAAGCCUGAUAUUGCAUCCUCAGUUCCCUCAGGAGAAUCUGCUGUUUCAGUGGAGUCUGCAAAAGCAGAGCAUGAAUUGGCUUCCUUAGAAAAUUCCAUUUUAACAGACACAACUGAUCAGACAGGGAUUUCGUUCAAGAUAAAUGAUCAGAAUGUGCUGCAGGCUGAAGAUGUUCCCAAAGAAUUGGUUCCUACAUCUGUGGAAGAAAGCAAAAUUGACAAUGAAAAGUUAGAUGACGACGAUAAUGUUGAGUCCAAGUCACAAAUGGAGAUUGUUGCUUCAACUGUUAGCAGUGAGGAAACUGCAGUAGAGGCCAUGGAGACCCAGAGUCCAGAAGAACCUACCAAAGGCACUGAUGUCAGAGAGAAAGUUUUGGAAACACAUGAGCUCAAGAUAGAAAAUGAGGGCCAGGCCAAUGACUUGAGACCAACUGAACCUUUAGAGAUGGACAUCAAUCCUCAGUCUAAUAAUCAAACCGAACCUGCUGAAGAGCAUGUCCCUGCAGCUGUUGCAUCUGACUCCAUUCCACCCUUUGAUCCUGCUUCUGACCUACCCUCCACUUCUGAUCAAACUGUCAGUAAUUCUUCUGUCACAGUUACAUGUGCCUCAAACAGUCCUCAAACGGUGCUUGAGCCCUUCCAGAUUGACGACAAUUCUCUGGACUUUCCUCCGGUUACGCAGGAGAUUUUGAAGGCCCUUGAAUUAGCUGUCCAUCAGUGUCGCUUACAGUCUUCAUUAAAACGUGCUGAAGAAGAAGCCAAACAGAAGGCAGAGAUGGAGAAAAAAGCUGCAGAGAAGAAAACCACAAAAGGUCCAUCAAGCUCAAAGAAGCCUGCUCAAGCGAUCAAGAAGUCCACUCAAGCUGAGAGCAAAAAGAUUCAGGCCGAGAAAGAGAAAAAGUCUCAGAAGACCUCUUCUUUGUCUUUCCAGACUCUUGUAACCCUGGAUGAGGCCAAGGGUGACGAUGAGGAGAUUGAGGAAGUGGAGCAUAGUGAAGACAAGCCAACCACCACAACACCAAUCAUACCAGAGGAGCCGGUGAAAUCACCAAGCCAAGAAGAGGAUGCCUGUGACUUUGAAGAACUCCGCAAGAUGAACUUUGUAACUGUGGAUGAAGUAGGGGAGGAGGAAGAGGAACAACCACCCAGUGAAGAUGUCAAAGAGGAGAAACAAGUUAAAAAGAGAGCUACAAGGGCCAAAAAGAGAGCACGCCAGAACCCAGUGAGGAGAUCCACAAGAGGUAAAAGAGGGGUGACAAAGAGUGCUGAAGAAGCAGAGGAGCCCGAGACAAAUGCGGAGUGUGAACCAGAGGCAGCUGCUUCCAUAAGUGAGAGUCCUCCUGCAGCUGUAGAAUCCAUGGUUCUUGAUGUUAAGCCAGAACCGCAAAAGGCUGAAACCUUGAAAGUUCCAAAUUCAUCGGCUGCAGUGGUCACUGCAGAGGUCUCUUCAGGGUCAGAAGAGGACAAGACGAGAGCUAAAGAUGAUGGCAACUCUGCAAAGUCAGAAAGUGAUACUGUUGACACACCAGUCUCUGGCAGAAAAUCCACAAUCAAAGAAGAGUCCAAGCAAAGGCGGGAGACGGAGCCGACACAGGAACCAGAAGCUAAGAAGGCCCACUCUCAUUCCCCUGUGUUUGAAGACUUCACCUUGCCCCCGUUUAACCCAGACAAUCCCAUUGGGGUUGACUUUGUGGUGCCCAAGACGGGUUUCUUCUGCAGACUCUGCUCUUUAUUCUAUGGCAAUGAGGAAACUGCUAAGAAAAGUCACUGUAGUAGCCUAAAGCAUUACCAGAACAUGGAGAAAUACUGCAAGAAACUCAAGUCUCAGAAGCAGGGUGGCUGCUCAACACAGACAAUGCCCAGUCAUGGUUCUGCUUCUGAAUAGCCCCUAUUAAGAGCUUUUUUCCUUUGUAUUAAUGUUAACAGAUGGGUCCAGUUGUUUUGUUGUAAAGGUUUAUUAUUAUUUUUAUUUUUCUUGUUUAGAAUGAAAUGCAUUGGCUCAUGCUAAAUAAAGAUUACAUAUAAUCAGA